Blepharisma stoltei is the source of this 2329-nucleotide messenger RNA. Lineage: Eukaryota; Ciliophora; Heterotrichea; Heterotrichida; Blepharismidae. The record is from the annotation of a GenBank genome assembly.
AUGGUCAUUCUUUCAGAAAUCAAAAUUGGUAUUCAUCUAGAAAAAUUCCGCAAUAUCGAAUUAUUUAGACAAGGCUUAUAUCAAAUCAGGUUAAAAGUUUUUCAUUCUCAAGAUAACCACAUAUUUUUCGCUAAACCUAAAGAAGUCUGAAUCUUGAAUCAAAAACCUCGAAAAUGACUAAAAAAUGACCCGAAUCAUUUAAUUCCUGCCCAUAUCUCAGAUGAAACUCACUCAUUCCAUUCGCGUGCAUUUUUAGUUAGAUAUCAAGAAGAAGCAGUCAUUUUAGACGAAAUGUGUGUUUUUAGUUUAAAAAUCCCUUUUGGAUCUUUUACAACUCUACCCCUUAAAGUUGAAGCUGAACUGCUAUACACAAAUCUCGAAUUGAAUGGCCAUAAGGAUAAAAGAAAACUUAGGCUUUUAAGCUCAUCUCCUAAUUUUCAAUCAGUUGAGCGGAAGGUUUAUCUUAUAACAAAUGCCCUUAAUUCAGUGCAUCAAUAUAUGCCGUUAGGUUUUGAUCCCAAUUAUUUUUUGUUUAAAUUUAAUUAAUUAUUUGAAUUUUUUUUUCAACCCUCAUAUAAUAAAUAUUCUAUGCGCAACCAAUAAAAGAGCAUCUAAAUUAAAUUAAAUACCUAGUAUAAGUAAAAUAAUUUUACUGGUUUGCAUCAUAUAUAUGAAAUUGCUAUUUUAUUUUAAUUGCUAUUAUUUUUGCAUGUUUGAAGGAUCAAUUCAUGUGAUUUUUUCAAAUUACGAAAUAGAAAGCCAAAAUGAACUCCAAAAAUUCUUAUUUGGGGAUAGACCUUAUAUUGGAGGCUCAGAAGUAGAUCGGGCAUAUUAUCGCAUGUGCGAUCCUAUAAGACUGGCAUACGAAAGUAUUAGAAAUCUAAUCGUCAUGUUCAAUGAUCGGCUAUUUUUUUCAAACUCUGACGUAAAAUGCACUGUUCCACCUAUCAUAUCACUUCCUUUGUUCUGCCAAGGAUCAGAAAAUAAAGAAAUGAGUCUAUUUGAAGCGAUUGAAACUCAUGAACAAGAAAUUAUAUCAGAAUAUAUAUUUGAAGAAAUUAUAAAGCUUUCAGAACUUGUUAAACAGUCAUUUAAAGAACUUAUUAGGUUAAUGUCAUAUAAUCCUGAGCAUAUAUGCAGAUUUUUAAAAAAUAUUUAUGAUUUACAAGUAACGAAAUAUUUCCACGAAUAUAUCAUCACUGAAACUAAAGCUCCAGCCCUGCCUUCUUUAUAUAGAGAAAACUUGCCUGGAUUUUUGAAAAAAGCUGGAAAUAUAAGAGUCACCCCAUAUUUUUCUAAUUUAAUAGCUUUGCCUAUACAAGCUGAUGAUUUAUAUAACGAUAUACCUAAUCAUCCAAUAUUUUUCGUAGAAAGAUUUAAUUCAGAAAAAUUUAAGUUAGAGUCUGCUUUUAAUUUUGAAUUUGACAGCGCAAGAAUGCAAUCAAGUAUUUGUAAAAUUUUAGAUCUUCACUUGAUUGUGCUGGUUCAUGGCUACAGAGGAGGAAGCAAAGACGUAUAUCUUAUCAAAGGCUAUUCCUAAUUAUAUCAAUGAUAUAUAUUCAGUGUAAUAAAAUAAUUGUAAUUCUAUUGAUUUUAAAUACAAUACUUAAACUUAAUUUACCCUCAGUGCCACGUUAUAUGUGCAAAAAGUAAUGAAUUUUCCAGUGAUUUAACAUUAGUAAUCCAAGGUCAAAAUUUAGCAGAUGAGGUAACUCAGUAUAUCAUGGAAAAUAAAAUACCUCUUCACCGAUUAAAAAUCACCUUUCUCGCUCAUUCUAUGGGAGGAUUAGUUGUGAGAGCUGCUUUACCUUAUCUGAGUCGAUUUAAAGACGUUAUGUUCGCAUUUAUUUCACUAUCAAGUCCUCAUCUAGGAGUAAAGCACGCAGAUAGCUAUUUAUUAGAAUUUGGAAAAUGGGUUAUAAAAAAAUUUGACCAUUCUGACUGUUUUGAUCAAUUAACAAUGCAUGAUUCUGAAAACGUUAGACAGACAUUUAUUUACCAAUUAAGUCAGCUUGAAGGACUAGGGUGGUUUGAGCACGUCGUUUUAUUUGGCUGCUUUGAUGAUCCUUAUGUCCCUGAGUAUUCUUCAAGAGUUGAAGUGCCUGUGCAGUCGGCUCCUGAUAAAGACCUUGAAAAUGCUUAUAAAGAAAUGAUCACAAAUAUUUGGUCAAAAAUUGAUCCAACCAAAAUCACAAGAGUUGAUGUCCAUUUUAAAAACAGAGAAUUGUUUAAUUGGCUGAUUUGUUGCGGAAAUAUGCAUAUUGACUUCUUAGAUAAUUCUUGCUUCAUCAAAAUGAUGUGCUAUGGGUUUCCGAAUCUUUUUGCUUAA